AUGUCAAAUUUUGGUAGGAGAACAUGGAAUAAGGAGGAAUAUGCAGCUGGCUUGCAUGAUAAGGGACCACAACCAUAUACUGAAAAUGAAUUACGACAGCUGAAGGCAAAAUAUACGGAUUACAACAAACUAAUGCAGGAUUCUAUUAAAAAUUUGAAUCAGCGAACAUUGCAGACAAACGUGUCACAGUACAAGAAGGGUAAACAGUUUGGGUUUUACUGUGACCUGUGUGAUCUCACGUAUAAAGACACUCUGCAAUAUAUCAAUCAUCUGAAUCAUAAGACGCACGAACUCAAGUUCAACUCGAUAUUCAAUGAGGACCUUAUCCUAAAUAAAAGAGAUAAUGAUGAUAUUUCCACUGAAGAAUUUGAGCAAUCAUAUAAGGAGCUACUUAAAGAUUUUGUCAAGGAGAAUAGUACUAGAACAAGACAGGCUAAACAAGCAAAAAUUGAGAGGAAAUCGACUCCAACUAAUGACAGUAAAUCAGAGAUGGCACAACUAAUGGGAUUUCAGAAUUUCGCCACAUCAAAGAGGUAG
Kazachstania africana CBS 2517 is the source of this 537-nucleotide messenger RNA. It is a transcript of the gene SNU23, whose product is annotated as U4/U6-U5 snRNP complex subunit SNU23. The record is from RefSeq and is a predicted model, not a curated record. The transcript has a single exon. Lineage: Eukaryota; Fungi; Ascomycota; Saccharomycetes; Saccharomycetales; Saccharomycetaceae. Gene Ontology annotation, cellular component: U4/U6 x U5 tri-snRNP complex; spliceosomal complex. Bases 1 to 537 code for a protein of 178 amino acids. Gene Ontology annotation, biological process: mRNA splicing, via spliceosome.